This is a messenger RNA of Syzygium oleosum, 2421 nucleotides long. Its product is annotated as monogalactosyldiacylglycerol synthase 2, chloroplastic-like. Lineage: Eukaryota; Viridiplantae; Streptophyta; Magnoliopsida; Myrtales; Myrtaceae. Gene Ontology annotation, biological process: glycolipid biosynthetic process. The transcript has 7 exons. The record is from RefSeq and is a predicted model, not a curated record. Gene Ontology annotation, molecular function: hexosyltransferase activity. The coding region runs from base 597 to 2105 and encodes 502 amino acids.
AAAACAAAGACCACCCAAUUCUUUAUUGUUUUUUUCUAAACAAAGAAGUCGGAGAAUCAUGAGUUUCGCUCGUUAGGAAGAUCCGAAUCUACCAAUCCGAACAUUCCCACCCAAAAUGCGCAUCUGGCGGCUAAAUACCUGAAAAUUAAAUUCCAGCAUCUUCCCAAGGCAUCCCCCCCAUAGUCCCUCCCCAUUAUAACAAGACCGCCCUUCCAUCAAUUCCGCCAACUUCACUCGCAAGAACAACCUCAAACGACACCACCGGACACACGUUUUCUCUUGGUCCCCAAAAAUUUCUCUCCCCUCCUCUCUCUCUCUCUCUCCUUUCAUCAACCAAAGAAACCAAGAAAAGAACAAAGCAAGAGACUACCCUCCUCGCCCUCUCUCUGCCUCCGCCGGAAAACUCCCGUUUUCCGAAUUUUCCGGCGGCCAGAAGGGGACGGAGCUGGGCCGUUUCUUGCAUCCGGGUGUCCUGACAUUACACUCUUUGUGAAACGUGAUCAAGAAGUGCAAGAAAGAACAUAAAAAGAAGAAAUAGUUCUUUCUUGCAUUGUAUUCUCUCUGUCGUGCGGGUUCGGACGGGGUGAGACUAAUAGAUGGUGAUGGCCGUCGCGUCGCCGAGGAAGUCUUUCACGGAGAAGCUGUUCCAUAGCUUCGCCAGCACCAGCAACUACGGCGGCGGCGGCGGCGGCGGCCAUGUCCAUAGGAUCAGGGCCGUCCACGAGUGUCAAGACGACGACGACGAUUUCGUGGAAUGCGACGGCAGCGACGGGAUGGAGCUGGCACAGAUUGGCGCCGAGAGGACGAAGAACGUGCUGAUCCUGAUGAGCGACACGGGCGGUGGUCACCGAGCAUCGGCUGAGGCCAUCAGGGACGCGUUUCAGAUUGAAUUCGGCGACGAAUACAGGAUAUUUGUGAAGGACGUGUGGAAAGAGUACACGGGAUGGCCACUGAACAACAUGGAGAAUCAGUACAAGUUCAUGGUGAAGCAUGUACAGUUGUGGAAGGUGGCUUUUCACAGCACCUCUCCAAGGUGGAUCCACUCCUUUUAUCUCGCUGCCAUCGCUGCCUACUAUGCCAAGGAGGUGGAGGCAGGUCUAAUGGAGUACAAACCAGACAUUAUCAUCAGUGUCCACCCUUUGAUGCAGCACAUUCCUCUGUGGGUUCUAAAAUGGCAGGGCCUUCACAAGAAAGUGGUCUUCGUAACUGUCAUCACCGAUCUAAACUCAUGCCAUCCCACAUGGUUGGUUAUUAAACUCGGUCGUGGAAAAAUUCUUUGGCCUUUAGUUAUGCCCCGAAAUCAAUUUCAACUGACUAAGCUAUUGCUCUGUAAUUUUAGGUUUCACCCUGGAGUCAACAGAUGCUAUUGCCCCUCACAGGCGGUAGCCAAAAGGGCUUUAGAAGAUGGUCUAGAGGACUCGCAGAUUCGCGUUUACGGCUUGCCCAUUCGUCCAUCAUUUGCCCGCGCAGUUCUUUCCAAGGAUGACUUGAGGGAAGAACUUGGAAUGGACCCGGAGUUGCCUGCAGUUUUGCUGAUGGGAGGUGGUGAAGGGAUGGGUCCCGUGAAGAAGACCGCUCUCGCACUUGGUGAAACACUGUUUGAUGAAGUACACGGGAAACCAAUAGGGCAAUUGAUAAUCAUCUGUGGCCGAAACAGAGGUUUAGUGUCUACAUUAGAGACCGUGGAGUGGAAAAUCCCAGUUAAAGUGAGAGGAUUUGAGACCCAGAUGCAGAAAUGGAUGGGAGCUUGCGACUGCAUAAUAACAAAAGCAGGACCGGGGACAAUUGCAGAGGCAUUGAUCAGAGGACUUCCCAUCAUCCUGAAUGACUACAUUCCUGGACAGGAAAAGGGCAAUGUCCCAUAUGUAGUAGACAACGGAGCUGGUGUCUUCACCAGGAGUUCUAAAGAAACAGCUAGGAUCGUGGCCGAGUGGUUCAGCACCAAAACUGAUGAGCUGAAAAGAAUGUCGGAGAACUCACUUAAGCUGGCCCAACCCGAGGCCGUUUUCGACAUCGUGAAGGACAUCCACGAGCUUGCUUGCCAACGAGGGCCGCUUGCCAACAUCCCCUACAUAUUCACAUCUUCAUUCACAAGCCUCAUCUGAGUUGAACUGGCCAACAUGCACAAUUCACACCGGAACGCCAAGGAAAAGAAUGCCAUGUACAGCUAGGAAAUACUACAGGUAGCACCAUUGUUUCUCCUCAGGGCUUUGUGAAACGAAGGGAAUCAAGAAAAUGAAAGUUCUGCUUUUCAAGCUUAUUAGCUUGAGAAGGGUCUGGGAGGGAUUUGAUUUUUUUCUCUUCUAAUAGUAUGAAUCUAGGUUUUCAUAUGAACAUGUAGAUGGAUAUUGUCCUUGUGUCUUGAUUAUUUUGCAAUUCUCUUUUAAACCUUAAUCAAAUAGCCUAGUAAGUUUUUAUAUC